Molecule: messenger RNA, 1446 nt
Organism: Symbiodinium sp. CCMP2592
Lineage: Eukaryota; Dinophyceae; Suessiales; Symbiodiniaceae
Source: the annotation of a GenBank genome assembly
AUGCCGGCAGUAAAGGCAGACGACAUAACUGCCGUGGUUCCCGAUGAGAUUGGCGCAGUGGAGGGUGCAGACGAGGAGUCCGCCCUGAGCCCCGGCAAGGGCCAGGCCGCGAGGAAGCACGCAGCAGCAAUUGAGAGCGCCGACAGCGACGAGAAAGAGUUCUACCCCCUGUGGAAACUGACCCUGGUGGCCUUGCCACAGCUCGGUGUGCAGGUGAUGUGGUGCUUCAUCGGGCCCAACGCUGCUCCAUACAUGGGACAUCUGGGCGUGGGCCCUUCCUUGGCGACUUUAAACAAUGUGGCAGGUCCCAUCACCGGCUUCUUUACCGGGCCGAUCAUCGGCGCAUGGUCAGACCGUUUAACCUCCAAGUGGGGCCGUCGACGGCCAAUUAUCUUGGGAGGACUGAUUUCCACAUGGGUCGCAGGACUGUUGUUUUCCGCCAGUGAGCAUCUCUUUGCCGACACGGCUGCAAAGAUUGGAUUCGCGGUGCCUAUGUACUGGGUGAUGGACGUGACGAUCAACAUCCUCCAGACACCUCACCGGGCCUUGGUCUCUGACCUUGCUACCGUGGAGCAGCAGGUGCCGAUGCAGGUGGUCUUUGUGGUGAUCAUGUCCAUUGGAAACUUCUUGGGCUACUCGAUUAUGCAGAUCUAUGCCAUCCCCGUGGAGCACAUGUUGAAGCUGAUGGCCAUGAUCUGUGCACUCAACACCCUCUGCAUCGGCGUACAGUUUGCUGUGGCCAAGGAGGUGCCCCUGAAGCGGGCGGAAAGCGCCGGUAAGGGCUGCUGCGCCCCUGUUUUGAGCGUCGUCUCAUCGAUACGAGGCAUGCCAUGCCUCCUCUACCAUCUCGCCUUUGUGCAAUGUCUGGUCUGGAUUGGAAACACUGCGUGGACCUACUACUCCUCUCAGUGGUUCGCCGAUUCCGUGUAUGAAGGUGACCAGCACGCAGCAGAUGGCUCUGAGGCGAAGCUGGCCUACGGUGAAGGCAUGCACGCCUUCAGCAUGGGCGGACAGUAUCGCUCGGGAUUUCAACUGCUGGCAGCUCUGUCGAUUAUCGUGCUCCUGCUCCAGACUCGCCUGCGUCCACGCCUGAUCUAUGCUCCCUGCAUUUUCAUUGGGGCGAUUGUUAGCUUCCUUGCCGGCUACGUCGUUGGCCACAAUGCCGCGUUCGCAAUUAUCGUCUUCGUUUUCUCUAUCAUGCCGGAGACGGGAUCCUUUGCGAUCCCUUUUGGGCUCGUGGCUACGCUCAACAAGCGUGCAGAGCAAGAGGGCAAGCAGGUGAGCACCGCUCUUCAAAUGGCCCUGCUCAACUGCUGCGUCACCGUGGGGCAGCAGGUAUGCCAUGUAGUGACGGCAACCAUCGAGACGAGUUUGCCCCUGCAUGCGGCCCUGCCUGUCGCCUUCCUCUUUGCAGCAGCAGUCCCUUGCCUUCUUGGUCGAGGUUGA